AUAUCUACAUUUCAAUUGCAGAUAUCCGUAAUUCACAUAGUGGAUAUCUGCAACUGAAUUGUAGAUAUCCGUAAUGAUAAACCCCAUAGAAAUGAAUGGCAAAUGUGGUGUCAUUUGUCCUAGGAAGAAUGUCUUUGUGGAUAUCUGAAAUGACAAUUAUGGAUAGGAAUAAUUUAAUUGCGGAUAUCUGAAAUGUUCGUUUUGACUACUAGGCAAAACUGAAUUACAGAUAUCUGCAAUAGGCUACAUAUCCAGUCUAUCGGGUAAAUGUUAAAAUGGCUUGCCAUACACAUGCCAGUCCAUAAUAUAACAUAAAAUCUUGGUGUGACCAUAGGAUUUUUGUUUUGCCAUAAUGAGACUUAAUCAGGAACGUUCUCGUUUUGAUAUCGUGUUUUGUGCAUGCACUCCUUUUCAUUUUAUUACGGUAAAUGGAAGCAGAAGUUGAUUGGUUUUUACAUUGAAUGAACUUCCUGGUCCCUAGGACAGGGUUUCUGACACGUUUUCCAGGGAAGAAAGGCUUCGCUAAAGCAGUGUUGUAGUGUUGUUCAUGAUCGUAACAAAGAAGAAACCUCGUGAUAGUCGGCGGAACGAAUUCCUGUCAAUUCGCUUUAGUAACGUUAGUGUAAACAGCAGCGCGCACAGCAGUCUUCUCUGGGUUGUAGUUUUCGCUGCAAACGCCACGUCUACUCGGACAUAGCCUAUCCUUAACGUUACCCACUGUAAGCUAAGUAUGGCAGCAGCAAAGAAACGGCCUUUUCUUGGAGGUGAAGAUAUGGAUGGCAAAAAAGUGAAAGGUGACCUUCGUGGAGGCAAACCACACAUUGCAGCACUAAUUCUUGCGAGAGGAGGCAGCAAAGGAAUACCGCUAAAAAACAUCAAAAUGCUCGCCGGCGUCCCACUCAUUGGUUGGGUUCUUCGAGCUGCAGUUGAUUCGGAAUUGUUUGGCAGCAUUUGGGUUUCCACUGACCAUGAAAAAAUUGAGAAAGUGGCGAGGGCAUGGGGAGCCCAGGUACAUCGCAGGAGUCCUGAGGUGUCCAGAGACUCAUCCAGCUCUUUGGAGACCAUUCAGGAGUUCGUUAGACUCAACCCAGGAGUCGACAUCAUCUGCAACAUCCAGGCUACAUCUCCUUGUCUGCAUCCUCAUCAUCUGAAGCAGGCACUGGCUAAGAUUACAGAGGAGGGAUUCGAGUCUGUCUUUUCUGUUGUCCGGCGACAUCACUUUCGCUGGAAAGAGGUCAAAAAAGGAGUCCCGUAUUUUACAGAAGGCAGUAGUACAGUAGCGCUGAACCUGAACCCCAACAGACGGCUGCGAAGGCAAGACUGGGAUGGGGAGCUGUGUGAGAACGGCUCAUUUUACAUCACCUCCAGGGACCUAAUCGAGAAAGGCAUCCUACAGGGUGGUAAGGUUGCCUACUUUGAGAUGGGUGCAGAAUACAGUGUGGACAUUGAUGUUGACAUCGACUGGCCCGUGGCAGAGCAGCGAGUCCUCAGGUAUGGAUACUUUGGCAAGGACAAGCCUGAGGUAGUCCGGCUGCUGCUGUGUAACCUGUCCGGCUGCCUGACUGAUGGCCAGAUCUACGUGUCUGCAGAGGGCCUGGAGAUGGUGUCUCUCAAUACCAGAGACAGCAUGGGCAUUUGCAUGCUGCAAAAGGAAGGGGUGGAGGUAAUCAUCAUCUCUUCCAUUGAUAACCCAAUACCUAAGGUCAUGGUGGAGAAACUGUCCAAACAGAUCGGCUGUGAGAUCAGGCACAACGUGGAGGACAAGCUGUCGGAGGUGGACAAACUAAGGAAGGAGCGUGAAUUGGUGUGGAAGGAAGUUGCCUAUAUGGGGAACGACGAGCCUGACGUGCAGUGUCUGAACCUGUCAGGCCUGAGUGCAGUACCACAGGAUGCCACAUUGGUGUCGCGCAACGCCGCCAAGUACGCCUGCCACAGUGCAGCCGGGCGUGGAGCGCUCCGUGAGUUCGCCGAGCACAUCCUCCUGCUCAAGAAGAAGGCGAAAUCUCAGAUGGAACAAGACCGUAUUCCCCGGGACUAGAGAACCGUAUUCUACAGAAUGUCAAACACAAACGCUGUUUUGAAGUGCAGAGAAGAGGUUUCAAAUUCAGAAAGAUAAUACGUAGUUAAAGUCCAGAGAGAUGAUUUUGUUUCAUUUUCUAUGGAUUUAAAAAAAAAAAAAAAAACUUUUUUCAUGAAGGUUUUGUGGGGAUGCCUGUUAAUUUAAAAAGCAUGUUUAUGAACUAUGAAAGUGUUUCUGUUUACCCAAAGAUAUAAUGGUUUGUCUGUUUGUCUUAGCUCUUUGGGAUUCAGAAUGUAAUUGUGCAAUAAUAAGCAUCACUGCUGUUCUACAUCCUCUACUCAUUUGUACCUUGUGUCAUGAUUUCUGUUUCUCACUAUAAUUUGAAUCAGCGAGAUGGGCCCAGAGUUUCUAAGUGCAGUGUUACUCAGCCUUCCACCAAAUGGCCAGAGGUGAAUACUACAAAGCAAGGUUUGUAGUAAGGCAAGCAACUUCAUGAGUAACCGCUGAUCUCCAAACAACAUGCUUUUUUACAAACAAUAGGUGCUUAGUGCAGUGUUCUUUUAGAGAUCAACGGUUAUUCCCAAAGUUACCCGGGAUAACCCGUUUCCUUGCUGAAUAGUGCAACCUUCAGUUACUGGGUCAUACUUGUCUUGCCUGGCUUUCUGUGAGCAUGGCUUGAUAAGAAAGCUAAUAGUAAAAUGAUCACUAAAAGUCAGUCCAACAAUCUAUGGGGGGGAUGCAACAGCAGCCAAAUGGCAGAGGGACAUAGGUCUACAUCACUGACACCUUAGACUUGGUUGAUAAACCAAACUAAACUGCCCUUUAUUAACUGAUUUUUUUAUUGGGCUUACAGUGUCACUUGAAUCAUGCAUGCACAAAUCAAUGUGAAGAAUGUCUGAAUGUCAAUCAUUAUUUUUUGUUACCACUUCAUCUGUGAAACGAUGCCAGAUGUAUUGGCUGAUGCACUGUCUUUAAAAAGUUGUCAUAGAACAGUGUUGAUUUUAGUUGAGUGGAUGGAUGUACUGAAUUUGAGGCUGUAGGGUCAACACAAAAACACACAGAAGAUGAUUAUGAUUGGUCAUGUUGGAUCAUGUGGAGUUUGUAGAAAAUAUUUAUGGGAAAAAUGGGCAAUCUAUAUAUUAAUAAUGUCUGUUCAAUAAACAUGUAUUUCUUUGAAUUUGA
Molecule: messenger RNA, 3202 nt
Organism: Alosa sapidissima (American shad)
Lineage: Eukaryota; Metazoa; Chordata; Actinopteri; Clupeiformes; Clupeidae
Gene: cmasa
Product: cytidine monophosphate N-acetylneuraminic acid synthetase a
Exons: 8
Coding region: 731-2038 (435 amino acids)
Molecular function (GO): N-acylneuraminate cytidylyltransferase activity
Source: RefSeq, a predicted model, not a curated record